GAGUCUCCAAGGGAGAAUGUUUAGAAGUUCAUUGAACUUGCGGGGAGUUUAAAGAUCAAUGGCAUCCCCGAGGAUGAUUUGAAGUUGAGGCUAUUCCCCUACUCUCUUGCGGGUAAUGCCUCUCGGUGGCUCAACAAUAGGCCGGCUCUCUCGAUCACUUCGUGGGAUUAUAUGCUCAACAAGUUUAUGACUCGUUAUUUCCCACCUUCAAAGAUGGUGGAGUGGCGCAAGAAGAUCACCCAUUUUGAGCAAGAGGAAGAUGAGACACUGAGGGAUACUUGGGAAAGGUACUCCGAUUACUUCCUCCAAUGCCCACAUCAUGGAUUCGAAGAGCAAUUCCGGAUUGAGACCUUCUAUGGUGGUCUCCACCAAGAUGACAAGAUCCUCAUUGACUCCUUAUGUCAAGGAAAAUUGAUGAACAUGACUCCACCACAAGUGACCGAGUUGCUCGAAGACAUGGAAAGUAAAGGGUAUGAUUGGGGCUUGACAAGAAGUGGAAAGAGAAGCAAUGCAAGGGGAGUGCAAAGUGUAGGAGUGAGUCCCCUACUUGAAGCCAAGAUUGAUCGUUUGAUUAAGGCACUCUUAUAGGACAAGAAGCAUGGGAAGUGGCCGGUAAUGGCAUGUGAUUAGUGUUCAAGUACCAACCACGAUAUUUCGAAUUGAUAAAUGAUGAAGGAAUCGAGCAUCGUCGAGGAGCAAGUGAGUUUCAUUGUCAAUGCUAGGGGGAACAACCCCUAUAGCAACACUUACAACCCGGGGUGGCGAAAACAACAGAAUUUCUCUUAGUCUUCUUAGACCAGUCCAAGACCCCCUGGUUUCGAAGGACCAACAUGAAAUUAUCAACCAAGGCCUCCCUUCAUUCAACAAAGGCCGCAAUUCCAAGGCUCUAACUUUCAACAACCGUUUCAAGCUCAAGGAGGUCAAGGGUUCCAAAAACCUUAUAAGUUUGCAAAACUUGAAGACCUUGUGACUACCUUUGUGAGCACGAGCACUCAAAAGUUCAAGAAGAUUGAGCAUUUUAUGGAUGUGGCAACAACAAAGUUUACCUCGGUUGAGGCGGGAUUAAAGAGCCAUUAAGCAAGCCUUCAAAACUUGGAGGUGCAAAUUGGCUAUCUUGCCGGGAUUCUCACCGAGAGGCCAAGGGGAGCCCUACCCUCUCAAGCCAUUGUCAACCCCAAAGAACAAACUGCCGAUUGCAAUGCAAUUCUUUUGAGGAAUGGCAAGGUUACCCCGGAGGUUGUUCCUAAGGAAGUGAAAGAAGAAGAGAAGACCCCCUCCAUCGGUUAAUGAUCCCGAAGAAGUGGGAGAAACGGAAGAAGAUCCUAAGAAGGCAUUGUCGACGCCACCACAAGUGGUUGAGUACAAGUGAAACACCCUAACCCGGCCGGGUACUACUUUUACUAAAAUGCCCUUGAUAAAUAAAAUACUCAAAUCUUA
Linum trigynum is the source of this 1437-nucleotide messenger RNA. Lineage: Eukaryota; Viridiplantae; Streptophyta; Magnoliopsida; Malpighiales; Linaceae. The record is from the annotation of a GenBank genome assembly.